Molecule: messenger RNA, 696 nt
Organism: Miscanthus lutarioriparius
Lineage: Eukaryota; Viridiplantae; Streptophyta; Magnoliopsida; Poales; Poaceae
Source: the annotation of a GenBank genome assembly
AUGGGCUGUCUGCAAACAAAGCACACCAGUCGAUCGCCGCACUUGCUGGAUACACGGGAAGCUGUGGCCCUUGCUGCUGAAACAUCUUGUGAGAAAGUGGAUCUUCCAGAUUUUGUUAAUGUUGCUACUGGAACACUGCUUACAGUGAGUGAAGUUGAAGCACUACAUGAGCUCUUCCGGAAAAUAAGUAAUUCAAUUAUCAAAGAUAAUCUAAUUCACAAGGAAGAAUUCCACCUUGCUCUCUUUAGGAGCAAGAAGAAGCAAAAUCUCUUUGUUGAUAGGGUAUUUGACUUGUUUGAUAAAAAACGAAAUGGUGUAAUUGAAUUUGGUGAAUUUGUUCGAUCUCUUAGUGUGUUUCAUCUAGAUGCACCAGAAGAACAAAAAGUUGCAUUUGCAUUUAAGUUGUAUGACUUAAGACAGACAGGCUUUAUAGAACGGCAUGAGUUAAAGGAGAUGGUGUUGGCUCUGCUGGAUGAAUCAGAUUUGGAUAUUGCGAGCGAUGCUGUCGAGAUGAUUGUUGAUAGGGCUGACACAAAAGGUGAUGGGAAGAUAGAUCAAGAAGAAUGGACUGCAUAUGCUAAAGAUAAUCCAUAUGUGCUGAGGAAUAUGACCCUUCCCUACCUCAAGGACAUUACUAUGAUAUUCUCAAGCUUUGUGAUGCACUCAGAAAUCAGUGAAACAGACAUGGCUGUCUAA